AUGGAGGGCCUAUCAAGAUUGCUCAAAGCGAGGUAUGAGGCUGGAAGUAUAGGGUAUCACCCAGGUACUGAGAAUCUAAAGGUUUCUCAUCUUAUGUUCGCGGACGACGUUAUGGUAUUUUUCGAUGGUAGCAGUAGUAGUUGGCAUGGUAUCACCGAAUGGCUUGAUGAUUUUGCUUCCUGGUCAGAGCUUCAUAUCAACGCCUCAAAAACAGAGUUGUUCACCACGGGCCUUAAGGAUAGUGAGUCAACUGUCAUUGAGAGAUAUGGAUUUGUCUCUGGUAAAUUCCCUAUCAGGUAUCUUGGGCUUCCUCUCAUGAGCCGGAAGCUUAAGAUCUCUGAGUAUGCUCCCUUGAUGACUAGAAUCACACAGAGCUUCCAGUCCUGGUCGAUUAAGCUUGUUUCUUUUGCAGGAAGAUUACAACUGCUGAAAACAGUCAUCUUUGGUAUUGUUAACUUCUGGACUUCCGCUUUCAUGCUUCCCAAGGGUUGUAUAAAGAACAUCGAGACUCUGAGCUCUAGAUUUCUAUGGACUGGAAACAUUGAUAAGCGAGCUCCCUCCCUAUGGGCUGAUUGGCACCGGAACACACACUUACAAGAUAAAUCCUUCUGGUCUAUUGAGCCUUCACAAUCUGACUCAUGGGCCUGGAAAAGAUUGCUCAAGCUUCGCCCGCUUGCUCUUCAGUUCUGUAAAACCUCUAUAGGAAAUGGGCUGUCAGCUAGCUUUUGGUUUGAUGUUUGGUCCCCGCUGGGCGAGCUUAUAAAUUAUAUUGGAGAUUCAGGGCCGAGAGCUCUUCGUAUCAGAAGAGAUGCAGUUGUUGUUGAUGCCAUACAUGGUUCUUCCUGGUCUCUACCGCAUCCAAGAUCUGAGCAGGAAGUGGAUCUGCACUCUUAUAUUACUACUAUCUCUCUGCCUCUUACCCCUGAUAUUUAUGAAAGGGUUGCUGGUGAUUCUUCUUCUCGUUUUUUCAGGUCGUCAACCACAUGGGAAAUGCUCAGGCCUAGGCAGGAGGAGGUCGACUGGUGCGAUGUGGUUUGGUUCAAGGGAGCAAUCCCCAACCACUCAUUUACAAUGUGA
Molecule: messenger RNA, 1077 nt
Organism: Brassica napus (rape)
Lineage: Eukaryota; Viridiplantae; Streptophyta; Magnoliopsida; Brassicales; Brassicaceae
Exons: 2
Coding region: 1-1077 (358 amino acids)
Source: RefSeq, a predicted model, not a curated record